Molecule: messenger RNA, 4194 nt
Organism: Oncorhynchus mykiss (rainbow trout)
Lineage: Eukaryota; Metazoa; Chordata; Actinopteri; Salmoniformes; Salmonidae
Source: RefSeq, a predicted model, not a curated record
UCAUGAAUCACCCCCUGCACAUGUCUUCAGUGAGGGUCUCACCUCCAGUUCACACUCUGCUUAAAUAAUUCCAACUCCCCUCUUCUAUUCGCCUUAUUCAGCUGCUGUGCUCUCCACCUGAAGUGUGUGUGUAUGUAGGAUUACCUGGGAGUCUGUGUCGACACCAUGGCUUUGGUCCAGUUGCUCAGAGUCCUGUGCUGCCUGCUGCUCACUUAUCACCUGGGUGAUGCCAGGAGAAUCAAAGGAAGUGGAACAGAUAAAUGCUCUGAUGGAGAGCUGGGUGCCUGUUCUUGCUUCUGCUCUGAAGACCAGUCUUGGAGAUGUCAAUGUGAUCGUUACUGAUUGGCUUUUACAGGCAAAUAUGAACUCCCCUAACGCAGCCCAGAACACUAGGGCAGUGGGGAAGGACGUAGCAUUCCUGCUACAGUGGCUGCAGGAGUUUUACCAGUUUCCUGCAGAGAAAGUUCAUCUGAUUGGAUACAGUCUUGGUGCUCACGUCUCUGGAUUCGCUGGAAGCUACCUGGGAGGGCGUGGGAAGAUUGGACAAAUCACUGGUCUGGAUCCAGCAGGUCCCAUGUUUGAGGGCAUGGCAGCAUCAGACAGACUGUCCCCUGUUGAUGCCCUAUUUGUGGAUGCCAUCCACACCUACACUCAAGAACGCAUGGGGCUGAGUGUGGGCAUCAAGCAGCCUGUGGCACAUGUUGACUUCAACCCCAACGAUGGUGACUUCCAACCAGGAUGCCACCCUUUCCAGAGCUUAAUGGAACAUAUUUCCACUCUUUCUCUCCUAGGUUUUGAGCAGACAGUGAAAUGUGCCCAUGAGCGUUCAGUCUACCUGUUCAUCGACUCCCUUCUGAACAAAGACAAGCAGAUCCUGGCCUACAGAUGAUGUGAUGACAAUGCCGUUGAGAAGGGUACCUGCCUGGACUGCCGCAAGAACAAAUGCAACACACUGGGCUAUAACGUCAGGAGGUUGCGCAGUGUCGCCGGCAAGAAGCUCUACCACAAGACCCGGUCUCACAUGCCCACUCUUGUCUACCACUACCAGUUCAGGAUUCAAUUUGUCAACCAGAUAGAGAAGACUGAGCCCACUCUCACCAUCUCUCUCACUGGGACAAAGGAGGACAGCACUGAAAUGCCCAUCACUUUCAUCGAGGAGAUCUCAGGCAAUAAGACAUACACCUUUCUGAUCACCCUGGACUCAGACGUUGGGGACCUGAUGAUGCUGAAGUUCCGCUGGGAGGGGAGUGUUGUAAACAAUAUGUGGAGCAAGAUGCAGACCUUUAACCCCUGGAGCAGUGGGGGAAUGAGGACCAAGCUCACCGUGGGAAAAAUCUGUGUCAAAGCAGGCGAGACACAAAAUAGGACGACUUUUUGUGCCCAGACAAGUGAUGGAAUAUACAUUCGGCCAUCGCAAGAGAAUGUCUUCGUGCGCUGUGAAGAAAAUGCUCAAAAACAGCGCAGAAGAAAAACGCAUUUGUCUUGAGUCGGAUACUUCGAUCAGCAGGGUCGGCUCUAGCUUUUUGGGGGCUCUAAACUAGAUUUGGUUGGGGUCUCCCCUCCUCACCGCAAAACAUUUUAGUGCCAGCUGACAGCUGACAUUGUGCCAUGGGCCAGAAAGAAAAUGUUGACAUUUUAUAACAAAUGUAAAGCAAUUCUACACAUUUUGCCAUGGGGCAGAGAUACAUUUUUGCUAUUUAAAAAAAAAAAAAUCCUACAAUUCUACACAUUUUGCCAUGACUUAUGCCAUGUUAAUAUGAGUGAGAAUGAUUAUCAAAAUCAAUGGGGGUCCCCUGAAUGCCCAGUCGGUAUUCGAAUACUACAAGUUUAGAUAGCUGGCUAGACCAACUACCAAUCUAAGAAUUGACAUGGGUAAUUGUCAGCCAAUUAAGUGACUGACAUAAGUUAAAAACUGCUGAUGCAGAAUACCUGGUGUAUUCUACCAUUCUUACUCUCAAAAGUAAGUUGAGACCCUGACUAAAUAAAACAUUGGUUUGUAAUAUUUCAAUUUUCUCCAACAACAGUAUCUGUUUUCCAACCUAAUUUAUAUAAAAAAUAUUUAUUUAAAAAAAUCUUGACAAUCAUGAAUUUUUACUAAGAUUCAAAUGUUAUACAGAUAUUUUCAAAUGGUUGCGAAGAAGUAAUUGUAAAUAUAACAUUCUGUCCAAAUUAGGAUUCACAACCUGUGUACAAAAAGUCAUAUUUAUACAUUUUUAUUUUUUAUCACCAACUAUACUAAUGUCUGUUGGAAAAAUAUUCUGCCCAGGGGCCACUUUUCAUUUGUCCUGUUAUACCUAACAUCUAAUUGGAACCUUUUCCAUCUCAAUUUUUACUGACUCCCAAUAGGCAUAUAAAUUGAUGGGCACACUGCAUCAGAGAUAAAUUAAUCAUUUGCAGCAUCCCAAGAAUUUGUUGGCCACACAGUAUUUUCACACACUGAGUUUACACAACAGCCAUAGCCUUGGUAAGCAGACUGGGUGCAAAGACUACAGUCGAGCCAACAGUGUUUGAACAUCAUCCUCUGUCCCCAGGAUUCAUUCACAGACCUCCCUAUCCCUUUCUAAUGAGACCCCUGCUAUUUGUCUGAUACCAGACUGGAUCAGACAGCCCAGCACACAGCAGGACUGCUCACCCUGUCCCAGUUGUGUCUGAGGGAAAUGAAAUCCUAUCCUGGACAAAAUGUCCCCCUGGUUUCCCCAGAGAGCUUUGGCCCAGAGAUAGCUCGGUGCUAUGAAGCAACUGUGCAUCUGCAGCAGGCCCCAAUCAGACAGCCUGCCCCCUUAUGGGCUGCAGUGUUCAGGCAUAAGACCAAUCUGCAGGACAGGACACUGAUUAGACAGGGACCAUGGUUAUAUUUCACACAGCCGAUAGCCCCUCAUAGCCUUGCAUACUGAUACCCUGAUUACAACCACUUACUUAUUUUACAGCUUUUUAUAAUACUGUAUUAUCAACCCAAACUGCGUAUACAAAUACUUGACACACUUUCUGGGUACUUGAUUAUGAUAACCAAUUCUGCUACAGUCCCAUGGGAUAUGAUACAUGUUCAUCUCACUAAAGCUAUGUAUUUGCACAAACUUUUCAGUGUAAGAGGAGACAUGAUAAAUCAUCAAAUAAAUCAGUGAAUGGAAUCAAUUUAAUGCUGAAGGAAGAGCCCUAUUAAACAUGUUCAAAUGACGGUGGGGCAAGAUAAGCAUGGGGAAAAUAAUUGGGAGUUUCAGCACACAACUGGUGUGGCAGAAAUAGAGAGAAGUCAUUGUGAAGAUUGGAAUGCAGAGAGCAAUGUCAGGGAGGCUACAGGCAAUUACCUCUGCUCUCAGUGCUGAGGAAGUACAAAGGUAGACAGGUCUACGAUUUUACUAGAGCUGUGGCUACCUUGGGGCUGUGUGAUAUAGAAAACAGUGUUCCAACAUAAUGAGAAAUAUGUCAUUAGUAGUAAGGAAAAAACCUUGGGAGUUAGUAUUAUAUAAUCCCUUAUAUUGCAUUCUGCUGAGAAAUGUCCCCAUCACUUCAAACAAUCCAAACUAGAGACUAAAUCAUCCAUAGAAAUCACUGCCAAUUUAAGACAAUUAGCAUGGUUCUUUUUUUUUUAACAAUACAAAACAUUAACAUACAAAAGACAACAUUUAGACGCACACAAACAUCAAUGACAUCACACCUGCCAAGCCCGAACCAGCUCUUUAAUAUAUUUAGAUAAUGAACCAUAUGAUUUUUCUAUUGUCUUAACGAUGGAGGAUUGGUAUAUUUCAAGAUAAAGGACGAGAAGAUACCCAUUGGGUAUCCCACUGCACCCUCAUAUGACAGAUCUUGAAAUAUGAACCAAAAAGUAAAUUCACAUGAAUACUUCUGACAGCCAACUUUCUAACUCCACCCAUUACUUUUGGACUGUUGCAUUCCCAAAAGGUAUGGAUUAUUGAACCUUUGUUAGUUUUACACUUAAGACAUAUGAGUCUCCUUCUGCUGUAGAAUUUGAUCUCUUUUUAAUACAUUAGUUUACAAAUUGCAUGUAUUUGACAAUUUCUACAUCAGUCAGUGCAAAAUUGCUUUUUAAUUCUGUCAUGGAAAUACAUGUAUGUCCUAUUACCAAAUAAUUUAUGAUUUCUAUACUUUUUAGUUUUCCAUGUUAUCGGUGCAUACUGAAAAGCUGUUCAAGGAUUGUUUUUUUGCUAGUGAGAUUGGUUCUUGUAGAAUCCGUUU